UUCUUAAACUCAAAUUUUCUAAGCCAUUAAAUGGAAAGACUAGGAAUUUAGUGUGGCGACGAAGAAUCACACUGGAAAAUGUUAAAAACAACAUUUUGUAGACGGAAGCGACAAUGCUCUGCUCAGAACUGGAUAACAGAAUGUCUGCCACUAAUGGCUUUUAUAAAAGCCAUUAAGGAAAUUAAAAUCUGCUCAAGAAAAAACAAUUCAGGAAGAGUCUGUUCUCAGAAAGAACUUGUAAUACGGAAGAGGAAAGGACAUACAGAUGAGGGCAACAUUAACUGUAUUUCUGAGGUCCUUCAGUAUGCUGAGACACGGACCCAUCAUGUCCGACAAGCCAAAUUUUGCAGAAAUUGAAACAUUUGACAAGACUAAACUGAAGAAGACAGAAACUAGAGAGAAAAAUCCACUGCCCACUAAAGAAACUAUCGAACAGGAAAAGCAAAGCGAAAGCACCUCCUGCGCGUAACACUGAAGAUGUGACAGACAUCUGUGGGGUUUGGCUUCCUUUCUUCCCCCCCAGUUUACUGUUGAUCGCCUGUUAAUUUAAUAUCCAUUUAUUUUUCAUUGUCUGGGGAAGCAGAGUUGUUUUGUUUUUCAAAUGAAACAUUGUGAAACCGAAGAACUCGUUGCAUUUGUUGUCCUGAGACUGUGCCCUGAAGCCCUGUGUGAACCCCACCACUUGCCAAAAAUGUGCUUUGUCUAAGAGAAACAAUACCGGUUUUCAUAACUAUGUUGGCUUCUAAACCUCACAAUAAACAGGUUUCUUUUGA
Molecule: messenger RNA, 773 nt
Organism: Alligator sinensis (Chinese alligator)
Lineage: Eukaryota; Metazoa; Chordata; Crocodylia; Alligatoridae
Product: thymosin beta-11-like
Exons: 4
Coding region: 266-469 (67 amino acids)
Biological process (GO): regulation of cell migration; actin filament organization
Cellular component (GO): cytoplasm
Molecular function (GO): actin monomer binding
Source: RefSeq, a predicted model, not a curated record